CUCCGGUCUAUCCCAUUUGUCAACAAGCUUCUCCCUCCCGUGGACGAAAAGGCGUUGCUCAUCAACAAGUUGCUAGUCCAACAGAGAGAUGCCACCAACUACACAGAGUGGUACGAAAUCUCGCUCGAGCUUGACGAACUCAUGAAUCACAACUCGUGGAAACUGAAUCCACAGUCACACUUGUAUGACUACGACCUCAUCUUUAACAAUUUGAACGAAAUGCGGAGUGCACGUCUUGCCAAAGACUACAAGUUGCUCUUGUACUACAUUCGCACGAAAUGGAUUCGGAACUUGGGAAACAUGGGAAACAUCAAUUUGUACCGACAUUCGCUUGUCGGCACCAAGAAACUUAUUGAGGAAUAUAUAGACGAAUGCCAACUCUCGCUUGACUACUUGAUUCACGAUCCAGACGUUAACUUGGACGAUCGGUAUCUUCUAGGAAUGCUUAUUCAAACUCGUAAGAAUAUCGGCAGAACGGCUCUUGUCCUCUCGGGAGGAAGUACUUUUGGCAUUUUUCAUAUAGGGGUAUUAGCAACGUUGUUUGAAGCGAACUUGCUACCUCGAAUCAUCUCUGGAUCAUCGGCUGGUUCCAUUGUAGCAAGCAUAUUGUGUUGCCACAGUAAUGAAGAUACUUUUGAAUUGCUUCGUACUAUCACAGAGAGAGACUUCAACAUCUUCAGUGAUGAUGAGUCGCCUAACUACAAGAGUCGCAGCAAUUUUGGCAAGCUUCUCGACAGCUUUGCCCAUUUUAUCAAGUACGGAACGCUUUACGACAUGACGGGUCUCAAGCAGACCAUGAUAGGCUUCUUGGGAGAUUUGACUUUCAGAGAAGCAUACAAUAGAACCGGUAAGAUUCUUAACAUUACCGUUUCUCCGGCUUCCAUUCACGAGCUGACAAGACUCUUGAACUACUUGACAGCACCCAACUGUUUGGUUUGGUCUGCUGUCUGUGCCAGUUGCUCACUUCCAGGAGUGUUUCCAUCCACAACGAUCUACGAAAAGAACCCCAAGAACAACGAGAUUCAUGAAUGGAACAACGAUGCAGCCAUGAAGUACGUCGACGGCUCUGUGGACAACGAUUUGCCCAUCACUAGAUUGCUGGAGAUGUUUAACGUCGAUCAUAUCAUUGCUGUUCAAGUAAACCCACACGUAGUACCGGUACUUAAAGUAUCUGUCAGUAAUGUAGGAGGAGAAAUCGAGAACGAAUUAAGUUAUCGUUUCAAGCAUCUCUUGAACAACGUCUACGAUUUUGUAUCUUGUGAAAUUAUCCACUAUCUCCAGAUUUUGAACGUGGUAGAUGUCUACAAAAAUUUGUCAAAUAAGUUAAUCUCCGUCUUGUCUCAGAACUACUCUGGUGAUAUCACGAUUCUUCCCGACUUCAAGAUUCAAGAUUUCGCCAAAAUAUUUGAGAAUCCGACUCCGGAAUUCCUUCUUGAUUUCAUCACUAGAGGCGCCAGGGCAUCAUGGCCCAAAGUAACUCUUAUUCAUAACCAUUGUGGAGUAGAGUUUGCUUUGGAUAAGGCUAUAAGCCUUUUGCGUGGACGUCUCAUCACGUCUGCCAACAAUAUCAUUACGUUUAAAGAGUCUUCGAGAAGCAAAAAUCCCGCAAAGAAUCUAGAGAAGUCUGAUUUCACAUUGGUCAGUUCGCCAGUUUUGAAUUCGGAUACCUCAACUCUUAAUCCUCCAAAUAAAGUGUAUGAAAGCAUUGGUGCUCCUAUUAUUAGGAGACAUAAUUCAUCGACUUCAUAUCCUACGAAGAAAGCGAUUAUGAGACCCAAGCGAAAAUCUAUAAGCUCGCAGAGCCCCAGAUCUGUGCUACUAGCAAAGAAGAAGUUACCAAAGGGUAAAUCAACAACUUCAUUGGCUGCUUUGUCGGGAGAUUACCAUAAUAGAAAUGGAUCCAACGAGUCGACUCUCAUUAACGAUGAGUCGGAAGACAACGAAACCUUUACAACUCUCCAGGAACAACGUAACAUCCGGAAGGCCAGAAGUUCAGGUAACUUUCACAACUCUGAAGCAUUAUUUGUGCUUGAUCAAGGAAGUGCUCCUUCUUCGCCUGCUCACGAGAAAGUACUCAAGUAUCAGAGUGAUCGAGUACCUUCCUACUUCAAUAACCCGUACCUUGACACUAAUGUCAAGACAUUGAGCUUCGAACUAGACACUUUGAAUGUAGAGGAGAAAGCGAAAGCAAACUUGCCUCGUAUUUCUCGUCCUAGUUCAAAGAGAAACUCCUACAUUGGCUUGAAUAGACUCAAAGAUCCCUACCUUUCCCGUUCUAACAACAACUCCCAUUAUAACUUGAAAGAUAGUGUAAGCAGCCAGGAGCUACUCAGCUCCGAUGUCAGAAGAGGAUUGAUGAAAGCGUCAGGUAAGAAUUUGAUAGAUGCGGAAUUGAUAAGUGCAGAUAGUGAAAUUACCAUCGAGAACGAACAAGAAGUAGAGCAGCACGCUAGCACAGAAGGCGAGGAGUUUUUGGGUGAUGACGAAGCCAGCAAUGCCAUCGACGAUAACAUUGAUGAUAAUGUAGAUGAC
This is a messenger RNA of Scheffersomyces stipitis CBS 6054, 2532 nucleotides long. RefSeq lists its product as uncharacterized. Gene Ontology annotation, biological process: lipid metabolic process. Gene Ontology annotation, molecular function: triacylglycerol lipase activity. The record is from RefSeq and is a predicted model, not a curated record. The annotation marks the transcript as partial. The transcript is spliced from 2 exons. NCBI's taxonomy places the organism in Eukaryota, Fungi, Ascomycota, Pichiomycetes, Serinales, Debaryomycetaceae.